AUGCCGAAGGAGCAGUAUCGGGCCACUGGCGAGACGGUCGAAGUCCGUCAGAUGGCCUUUGGCAUACUGACGCCGGACGAAAUCGGAGCUUUGUCACACAUAAAAUGCGUCAACAAGAGUCUUUACAUCGCCGAUCAUUCGAAGGGCAGACAAGCCUCUCCCUACGGGGUUCUGGAUCCCAAACUCGGCACUUCCAGCCGAGCCGGUGUCUGUGAGACAUGCGGGAAAGGACUGACCGAGUGCGUUGGUCAUUUCGGUUACAUCGAUCUCGAAUGUCCCGUUUUUCACUGCGGCUUCUUCCGUGAAUGCAUCAACAUCCUCCAAUGCAUCUGUAAAAAUUGUGCUCAUAUUCUCCUGCCGGACGAGAUUAAGGACAAAUAUCGUCAACGCAUUCAGUCCCGUGAGCUGGACUACGUGACGAAGAAACAUCUGCAUACAGAAAUCUUAGAGAAAUGCCGCAAACUCCAAGGGAAAACCUGCCCGAAAUGUCAAUUCGUGAAUGGCUUUGUCAAGAAGGCUGGUAUGCUCAAGAUAAUGCACGACCGGACACGGAACAAACCAAAGAAGAGAACGAAAGAAGAAAUCGACGCGGAAGACUCUGAUCUGAAGGCCGGCAAAGCCCCGUCGACGGAAAUAGAGCUAGUGGAUGCCAUGAAGUGCCUCCAUCUUUUUGAGCGUAUACCCGAGUACGACGUUCCCCUUCUGUUCAUGAACGCCGAAAUCGGAAGACCCGAAAACCUCAUUCAGACCCGUGUCUUGGUCCCACCGCUGUGCAUUAGACCUUCGGUUGCAUCUGAUUUCCGCGCCGGCACAAAUGAGGAUGAUCUCACCGUAAAGUUGACCGAGAUGAUUUUCUUGAACGACGUCAUCGAACGACACCGUCAAACGAACGCCAAGCCGCAGAUGAUCGUAGAGGACAGAGAUUUCCUACAGCUUCAAUUCGCUCUGUAUGUCAACGGGGAAAUCAGUGGCGUUCCUCUGCACAUGCAGCCGAAACGACCAACCAAAGGCAUAAUUCAGAGAUUGAAAGGGAAAGAGGGCAGGUUCCGACAGAACCUGUCCGGUAAGAGAGUGGAUUUCUCCGGCCGGACGGUUAUUUCGCCUGAUCCGAAUUUACAUAUCGAUCAGGUAGGGAUACCGGUGCACAUGGCCAAAAUUCUCACCUUCCCCGAGAUGGUGACGCGACAUAAUCUCGAUCUCAUGAAGAAGAUGGUGAUGAACGGACCCGACAAGCAUCCCGGAGCGAAUUUCAUAGAGGGAAGGAACAAGCUCAAGAAGUUUCUCAAGUACGGGAACCGUGAACAACUCGCACAAAAUCUUCGCGUCGGCGACAUUGUUGAGAGGCAUUUGACCGACGGCGAUGUCGUCCUCUUCAACAGACAGCCUUCCUUACAUAAGUUGUCGAUAAUGGCGCACAAGGCGGUGGUUCUGCCUCACAGAACAUUGCGCUUCAACGAAUGCGUGUGUACUCCAUAUAACGCUGAUUUCGAUGGAGAUGAAAUGAACAUCCACAUGCCCCAGACCUAUGAAGCCCGAGCUGAAGCCAUGGUCCUCAUGGCGACAACUGCCAAUAUAGUUACGCCCAGGAACGGUGAACCCCUGAUCGGAGCGAUCCAGGAUUUCAUCACAGGAGGCUAUCUGCUAACUCACAAGGAUGAGAUGUUCGACCGGGAAACGGCGUGCCAUCUCAUCAGUCAGUUCGUCGCGGGGAGGGACGUCUCAACGACGGUGGAGCUUCCUCAUCCAGCGAUACUCAAACCCAAAGUCCUGUGGACCGGGAAGCAGAUAUUCAGUCUGAUACUGAAGCCCUCGAAAUCGUCCGAUGUUCGCAUCCACCUGAGGGCCAAAAAAAAAUACACCAAGAAUGAGGACAUGUGCACCAACGAUAAUUAUGUGAUAAUGCGAAACUCCGAGCUGCUGUGUGGUCGAAUGGACAAAGGAACCAUGGGAAGCGGAUCCAAGAACUCAAUUUUUUAUCUACUGCUUAGAGAUUAUAGCGCACAACAUGCGGCCGACGCCAUGUGGAGGUUGGCGAGGAUCAGCGCAUUUUUCCUCCUCUCGACGAGAGGCUUCUCCAUUGGAAUCGGUGAUGUAACGCCCGGUGCGAGUCUCGUUGCUCAAAAAAGAGAACUAGUCAGAGUGGGCUAUAGCCGAUGUCAGGAAUACAUUCGAAAGUUGGAUCAGGGAACACUGCCAGCUCAGCCCGGCUGUACCGAGGAGCAGACUUUGGAAGCGCUGUGUCUAAAAGAGCUCUCGUCGAUCCGAGACAAAACAGGAAAUAUUUGUACUGAGGAAUUGCAUCAAACUUGCUCUCCUCUGGUCAUGGCCCUCUGUGGUUCAAAGGGCUCCUUCAUUAACAUCUCCCAGAUGGCAACUUGCGUCGGUCAACAGGCCAUCUCUGGGCAUCGAGUCGGUAAUGGUUUCGAGGAUCGCUCGCUUCCGCAUUUUGAGAGGAAGACUAAAGAUCCCGACGCUCGAGGCUUUGUGGAAGAUUCGUUCUUCACUGGUCUUACACCGACCGAGUUCUUCUUCCACACCAUGGCUGGGCGUGAAGGUCUCGUGGAUACCGCUGUCAAAACUGCGGAAACAGGGUACAUGCAACGACGUCUCAUAAAGUCCUUGGAAGAUAUGAUGUUGAACUACGAUAGUUCGGUACGCUCGAGUACGGGCGAUGUAAUCCAGUUUGAAUACGGGGCGGAUUCUUUAGAUCCCGCGAUGAUCGAGGGCAAAGACUCGGUCGUCGACUUCAACAGGGUCCUCGAAAUGGUCAAAGCGUCGAAUCGAUAUCCUGAUGAGAUCGCUGAGGAUCCCGACACUCUCAUUGAGCUGUCAAAGCAGAUCGUCAGAGAACCUGAUUUCGACCGCGGAGUCAAACGGUACUUCAUCGACAUGCUGUUGGAGUACAUCGAGAGAGUAGCAGAAUCCAACCGCGAAUCGUGGAGGAAGCUCGGUGUGACCAAAGACAGUCCGAAAAUCUUCAAAGAACCAUGGAGAUUGACGAAAAGUCACUUGAGAGAUUUCAUUAUGACCAGCAAGAAUAAAUAUCUCAAAGCCAAGCUUGAACCUGCAACCGCAAUCGGAGCCAUAUGCGCACAGUCAAUCGGUGAACCGGCUACACAGAUGACUUUGAAAACUUUCCAUUUCGCGGGUGUCGCUUCGAUGAACAUUACUCAAGGCGUUCCCAGAAUAAAAGAAAUCAUUAAUGCAUCGAAAGCCAUCGCAACGCCGAUCAUUACCGCCACCCUCUUGGACGACAGCGACCCGGAAUUCGCUCGAAGGGUGAAGAGCCGUGUGGAGAAAACCACACUGGGGGAAAUCGCUGAAUAUCUGGAGGAAAUUUACGUUCCGGACGAUGUUUUUGUCAUGAUCAGAUUGGCGAUCGAUCGGAUCCGACUCCUGCAACUGGAAGUUUCUGCGCAAACGAUCAGAUACGCGAUUUGCUUGGACAAGAAGAUCAAGGCGAAGCCUAACGAUGUGACUGUGCACUCGAAUUCUGUCAUAACGGUUCGGGCGUCGAAGAGCACUUCGAACCAGAACCUCUCGCACAUAAUUCAAGAUCUGAUGGCAAACCUUCCAAAAGUCGUCGUGAAAGGGGUGGCAGCGAGAGCAGUCAUCCAUUGCGACGACACAACGCCGGAGAAACCCGUCUAUAAAUUACUCGUGGAGAGUAAUCGAUUGCUCGAUGUGCUAAGCACUUACGGUGUAAGGCCAGAGAAAUGUCGGUGUAAUAACAUUCUUGAGGUAUCAGAGGUUUUGGGAAUAGAAGCCGCUCGUCACCAGAUAAUCACAGAAAUGAGAGAAACCAUGGAAGGACACGGAAUUUCCAUCGACAUGCGCCAUCUGAUGUUGCUUGCCGACCUUAUGACGCGAACCGGUGAAGUUGUGGGUAUAACGCGUCACGGUCUGGCGAAAAUGAAGGAGAGCGCUUUGAUGUUAGCUUCCUUCGAGAAAACAGCUGAUCAUCUCUUCGAUGCUGCGUACUACGGUCAACGCGACGAUGUAACGGGUGUUAGCGAAUGUAUCAUCCUCGGCAAACCGAUGAAGCAGGGUACCGGCUUCUUCAAUCUUGUGUACGACUUCCCGAGGCAGCCACCUCCGCCCUCGGACUUGAUCUUCGACGUUCCUGAACUGCACACUCCACUUUUUUCAUGACUUCGAACUGUAAAUAACUUAUUCGUCGUACCCUGGAUUUACUCCCGAAGGUACGACGGAUACCAUAAAUCAUGUCGGAAGAU
This is a messenger RNA of Galendromus occidentalis (western predatory mite), 4235 nucleotides long. RefSeq names its product RNA polymerase III subunit A (gene Polr3A). Gene Ontology annotation, biological process: DNA-templated transcription. Lineage: Eukaryota; Metazoa; Arthropoda; Arachnida; Mesostigmata; Phytoseiidae. Gene Ontology annotation, molecular function: DNA-directed RNA polymerase activity; DNA binding. The record is from RefSeq and is a predicted model, not a curated record.